AUGUCUACGGACGUUCCCCGCCACUUCAGAGAGCCGGCCGUGUCGCUGCCUAUGGCACCACGCCGCGCUGUGCUUCAAAGUCUGUCGACGCAAGAGACUGUGCCAGUGCAUCGUCAUGGUGUAACUGCGCCUAUGCAUAAGCUGAGUGAGAAUGGCAUGCAACACGAAGCACACAAGUAUGUACAGGAUCGCAUGCGAACUGCGGCGCCAACGAUGAUGGCGACGGAGCGUGGUCGUGACCAACUCGCUCCGUUAGAUGGUCUGAACAAUUUGGGGCCAGCCGCGCAUGUUCAGCCGCUAUCUCCGAAGCGUGCGCCUGCACCCAUCACGAAAGAAGCCGCCGCAGGGUCGCACACGAGCAAGAAGCCGCAGCUGCCCACGCCGCCGCGUGUCAUUGUUGACCCAGAGGGCCGUCAGUACGAACGACAUGCGAUGCUAGGUCAGGGUGGCUUUGCUCGUGUGUACCAUGUAACGAAUGAAAUUGGAGAAGACAAGGCAUUCAAGGUCAUUGCGAAGAGUGCGAUUAUGCAGUCAAAGAAGAAUCGGCAGAAGAUUCUCGCAGAGAUCAUGAUCCACAAGUCAUUGAAACAUGUGCAUAUUGUGGGCUUUGAAGAUGUGUUUGAAGAUUCAGAAAAUGUGUAUUUUGUGUUGGAGCUGUGUCACAACGGAAACAUGAAUGACAUCGUCAAACGGCGUGGACCAUACCUGGAGUCUGAGGCGCGGUACUUUAUGAUACAGAUUCUUGCAGGCAUUCAGAACAUGCAUAAUAACUCGAUCAUCCACCGUGAUCUUAAACUGGGAAAUGUGUUCCUCGACAAACACAUGAAGGUGAAGAUCGGCGACUUUGGACUCGCGGCGCUGCUGAAGUACCCAGAGGAGCGCAAAAAGACCGUUUGUGGUACGCCCAACUACAUCGCUCCUGAAAUCCUCUACGACCAAGGCGAAGGUCACAGUUUUGAAGUCGAUAUCUGGUCGGUCGGCGUCAUUCUCUACACGCUGUUGGUCGGCCGGCCGCCAUUCCAGACGAGCAAUGUGCAAAAAAUUUACGACCGGAUCCGACGUAAUGAGUACGAAAUUCCUCCUGAGGCCAACUUGUCGCCCGAAUCCCAGGAGCUGAUCCGUCAAAUUCUAUCUCAGCGCCCAUCGGAGCGUCCAACGCUGCACGAGAUUAUGAACCACGCUUGGUUCCGUGUUGGCACUGUGCCUCUUACGGUGCCCUCGUCCGCUGUGUACCAGCAGCCAUAUAUCCCCGCACUCUCCGAGGCCGAGAGCCUGCGCAAUUUUGAGCAGCUGAAGCUGGAGGCGCAGUGGCUCACAGAAGAGCAGGAGGCAGCUGCAGCUGCUGCAGAGGUCGUCAGCUCGCCACGUCCGGAUGCUCGCCACGAGCUGAACAAUCUCGAGGCGGCAGAAGAGGACCGCGACCGCUUGGACCGAGAGUCGCAGCAGGCGAUCAACCCGGGCAGUCCCAUUUCGACGUUGCUCAAGCAGAGCAGCGGCGACCAACGUGCACUUUCAACGAUGGAGCUGACGGAGCACUACUUGAGUCAGGCACUCGCACAUUUAGACGCUGAUAUAAUUGAGCCGAUGGUAUGUGUGGAUCCUAUGGGCGAAGUCGUCACAGUGCCGCUGCCGAAUGUCAUGGAUGGAGAAGGUGGACAGCUCCGCCUGAAACCGGACGCGCCGCGUCUCUUUAUUAUUUCGUGGCUGGACCACUCUGAAAAGUACGGCCUGGGCUACGCUCUGUGCAACGGCACCGUCGGCGUGCACUUCCGCGACUCGACAAGCAUGGUCCUUGCGCCUCGGCGCCAAGCGUUUGACUAUGUGUACACAGUACGGCAGCGUUCUUCUGACCACGAGCGGCAUGAUCAGCUGCGACGAGAGAACUAUGCACUACCGCCAUCGACAGCGACAGGUCCAUUGGACUGGCUCCCACGUGAGCUUGUGUCGAAGUUCAAGCUCUUGCGCUUCUUUGAGAGCGAGAUCAUGGAGCGUCUGUACGGCGCCGACAGCCCCUUGACCUAUGUGGACGAACAUGCAACGUCGCAUCUCGGAUUCGUUCACAAGUGGUACCGGUGCAAGCAGGCUAUUGUCUUCCGCCUCAGCAACGGGACUGUCCAGUUCAACUUUUACGACCACACGAAGGUGUUCUUGUCUUGUGACGGCCUGGUGAUCUCGGCGAUUGAGCCUGUUGACCGCACAGAUGGCGUGCCAGUGUUACGCACAUGGACGCUCACUGAGCUCGUGGCUAUUGCUCAUCCACGCCGCUCUGCGACAGAGACAGCUUCUUUGCACGAUACGGCACAGUUCCCGACAUACUUCACGACCAAGCCUAGUGAGCGCCGCUUUGUGCGCCAGGUCAUCAAGAAGUUGCGCUACGUGCGAGAUGUACUGCUGACGACGACAACGGCAUCAUCGUCGUCGCCUGCCUCGUCGGCAUCGCCGCAUUCAUGA
This is a messenger RNA of Malassezia globosa CBS 7966, 2451 nucleotides long. RefSeq lists its product as uncharacterized. Gene Ontology annotation, biological process: mitotic spindle organization; protein phosphorylation. Gene Ontology annotation, cellular component: spindle pole body; spindle pole; kinetochore. NCBI's taxonomy places the organism in Eukaryota, Fungi, Basidiomycota, Malasseziomycetes, Malasseziales, Malasseziaceae. Bases 1 to 2451 code for a protein of 816 amino acids. The record is from RefSeq and is a predicted model, not a curated record. Gene Ontology annotation, molecular function: protein serine/threonine kinase activity; ATP binding; protein binding. The transcript has 3 exons.